Messenger RNA from Emys orbicularis (European pond turtle), 2202 nucleotides. It is a transcript of the gene ESRP2, whose product is annotated as epithelial splicing regulatory protein 2. The record is from RefSeq and is a predicted model, not a curated record. The transcript has 15 exons. Bases 7 to 2202 code for a protein of 731 amino acids. Lineage: Eukaryota; Metazoa; Chordata; Testudines; Emydidae. Gene Ontology annotation, molecular function: mRNA binding.
GUGGUCAUGACGGCUUCGCACAGUGACUCUUUGGUGGUGUUGUUUGGGGCAACAGCUGGUGCAUAUGGGGCUAAACUGGGUUCGGAUGAGAGGGAACUAAUUCUCUUGGUGUGGCAAGUUGUGGAUCUACACAGCAAGAAGGUAGGGACAUUGCACAAAUCCCUGGUAAAAGCAGACAAUUUGGAGCUAAGUGACCAAUGUCGAGAAGUGAGUGGCUUAACACCAGAGGGACUGAGCAAAGCUGAGCCUCUGGACCGAGUUCUCCAACAGUUCAGCCAGCUGGUCGCCAGUGAUUUGAAGUUAUUGGGAAGAAGCUCUUACACACUCUGCACAGAUGGCCAGUUGCUCAUUCGGCAGGUCCUCCAUCCAGAAGCAUCCAAAAAGAACUUCCUGCUGUCAGACUGCUUUUAUUCAUUUUAUGAUCUACGCAAGGAGUUUCACACGUGCUACCCCAAUUCAGCCCCCGUGAAGGAUCAAACUAUCAAAUCUAUGGCAGAGUAUAUAGGCUUAGAGACAGAUGAAACAGAGGAGGACUUUGGUGUAUGGCAAGUGAAAACCAUGGUGGCUAUUAUUUUCAGCAUGCUUUCUGAAACCUGCAUUACAGAUUGCAGAUUUACUGACCCUGAAACUGUGAAAUACAAGUAUGAAACAGGUCCCUGUAGUAAAUCUGAAGCAGUAGACAGUGAAACAGUAAUACGUGCUAGAGGUUUGCCCUGGCAGUCUUCAGAUCAAGAUAUUGCCCGUUUUUUCAAAGGACUCAAUAUUGCCAAAGGCGGUGUUGCCCUUUGCCUGAAUGCUCAAGGAAGGCGAAAUGGGGAAGCCCUAGUGCGAUUUGUCAACCCGGAACAGAGAGAUUUGGCACUGGAAAGACAUAAGCAUCACAUGGGUAGCAGAUACAUUGAGGUUUACAAAGCAACUGGAGAAGAAUUUUUAAAGAUUGCUGGAGGCACCUCCAAUGAAGUAGCCCAAUUCUUGUCCAAGGAGAAUCAAGUCAUCAUCCGGAUGAGGGGCCUUCCUUUCACAGCCACUCUGGAGGAUGUCUUGGGGUUCUUGGGGCCUGAGUGUCCAGUCACAGGAGGGAAAGAGGGACUUCUCUUUGUCAAGUACCCAGAUGGCAGACCCACGGGAGAUGCAUUUGUGUUGUUUUCCUGUGAAGAAUAUGCACAGAAUGCACUUAAAAAGCACAAGGAGAUCCUUGGAAAACGUUACAUUGAACUCUUCAGGAGCACAGCAGCAGAAGUCCAGCAGGUGCUUAACAGAUACUUGUCAACACCUCUCAUCCCCACUCUUCCAACUCCCAUCAUUCCGGUCAUCCCCCCGCCUUACACCAUUGCUGCUGGCAGCAUCCGUGACUGUGUCCGGCUCCGAGGCCUUCCUUACACAGCUGGCAUUGAUGACAUCCUGGAAUUCAUGGGUGAUGCGACAGCAGAUAUCAAACCACAUGGAGUCCACAUGGUCCUUAAUCAACAGGGACGACCAUCAGGUGAUGCUUUUAUCCAAAUGAAAUCUUCUGAUAGAGCCUUUUUGGUGGCCCAGAAGUGUCACAAGAAAAUGAUGAAGGACCGCUACGUGGAAGUGUUCCAGUGUUCAGGAGAGGAGAUGAACUUUGUUUUAAUGGGUGGCACUUUAAAUCGUAGUGGCUUAUCCCCACCGCCAUGUAAGUUACCAUGUCUUUCUCCACCAGCGUAUGCUGCUUUCCAAACAGCCGCAGCAGUGAUCCCAGCAGAAGCAGCACUUUACCAGCCACAAGCCCUGUUAUCAACCACCAGGACUCCCCAGGCGUCGGCUGCUGCCCCUCCAACCGUUACCUACUACCCGGCUCAAGCUGCUCAGCUUUAUAUGAACUACACGGCUUACUAUCCCAGUCCUCCAGUAUCGCCUACCACGGUGGGGUAUAUUGCAGCUCCUCCUGCCGCUGUAGCAGCUGCUGCCUCAGCCACACACACUCCAAUGCUGCCCCAGCCUGGAGCUUUAGUUCGUAUGCAGGGCUUGCCUUAUAACACAGGAAUGAAGGAAAUUCUCAGUUUCUUCCAGGGAUACCAGCUCCACACAGAUUCCAUUCUCGUGCUUUACAACUUUAGUGGCCAGCCCAGUGGAGAAGCGUUGGUGACUUUUCCAAGCUUGGACCUGGCUAAGAAAGCAGUGGCUGAGAAAAAUGGACGGCUCCUGGGAAGUCGCUAUAUAGAACUCUAUCUGGUCUAA